This is a messenger RNA of Phycodurus eques (leafy seadragon), 2365 nucleotides long. It is a transcript of the gene tmem160, whose product is annotated as transmembrane protein 160. Bases 143 to 802 code for a protein of 219 amino acids. The record is from RefSeq and is a predicted model, not a curated record. The transcript is spliced from 4 exons. NCBI's taxonomy places the organism in Eukaryota, Metazoa, Chordata, Actinopteri, Syngnathiformes, Syngnathidae.
UCGCUCUCCCUCUUUUAGUUGCUCUUUGACUCCGUCAAAGUUCAGAGUUCCGAUCGAGGUCGUGUUGACGUGCUAUGCUACUCCCCCUCCUCGCCCCACUGACAACUCUUUCGAUUUUGGCUAUCCUUCCGCGAGCGAUGUGAUGGCCUUCCUGCGCUUGUUCAUGCGGCGGCAGUUGCCUUUGGCCGCGUCCGAGUUGUCCCGUGUCGUCGCGGGGCUGCCGCGGCCUCCUGGCGGCGUGCUGCCGGGCACCGCGCGGCGGCAGCUCACGGAGAAGGGGCCGUGGGGGAAGAGCCGGCCACCGGAACAACUACCGCAGCAGCAGUGCCCGCUCACAGACCUCGAUAAGGCGGACGCUCUGAUGCUAAGGAAGUCUCACGAAACAGGUUUCCUCUCAUGGUUUCGUAAUGGUCUGCUGGCGACCGGAAUCGGCGUCAUUGCCUUCGUGCAGAGUGAAGUCGGACGAGAGGCGGCAUACGCCUUCUUCAUCCUGGGUGGCGCCUGCGUGUCCUUCGGCGGCGCCUCUUAUGUGGGCAGCCUCGUGGCGCUGCGGAGGCUGAUGCUGCUGUCCGUGCCCGUCCUGCUCAUCCACGGGGCCGUGGUGGGCAGCGUGGCUCUCUUCUGGUUGUGUGCCGUAUCCCUCUACAUCGGCCGCCUAGAGGUGGAGAUUAUCCACGAGGAUGACGAGGAGGGAGAAGAGUGCCAGGAGUGCCGCGAUAGGCGCGAACACAGAGGCUAUCGAGGCCCCCCCCAUGACAGGAGGCACCACGACACCGAGGACAGCAAGGGGCCAGACAAGUAGAUGUCUUCCUGUGUGUGUGUGUGUGUGUGUGUGUGUGUGUGUCUGUGUCUUCAUGCUUCAGUGCAGACGGUGUGUAUCAUUAGACCCUAAGUGUGGGUGUUAAAAGGGCCAAAGCCAAACUAUGAACUUAAAUUACAUGGUCUCUUAUAUACCGGUUAUCUCACAGAUCAUCUUGUACACUUUCAGACCACAACAUUAGGUACACCUGUACAAAUAAAAUCUUUUUUUUUUUUGUGGAGGGCUGAAAUACUGUACUGUACUGUAAAGUGUUUCUACACUUUGGGAUAAGGUACAGUUUGGCAUCACUAAAUUCAAAAUAAAACAGUUAAAUUAUCAUCCAUGAUGGUGUCAAGAUAACUAGCAUGCACAGUGGGUAUUAAAAUUCUACACACACCUAUUUAAAUGGCAGGUUUUUGUGGUGUUAAAAAAAAAAAAAACAAGAGACCAAGAUCAAGCAUUCUAAAAAUACAACUCUGAAAGAAAAAACAAAAAAUGAAAUAAUUUUGAGAGGGGAAGUAAAAACAACUGAAAUGUGUUCGCACACCCUUUUAUAACUCUAAUUGUGUUUAGAAUUAACCAAUAACAUUUAAACUCAUUUCAAACGUGGAGUGAGCACACACCAGCACUAUCUUUUAAAGUAACGCCGAUAAACUAGAAAAAUAGGCCUUUCCUGACUUUUUUUUUUUUUUUUUUUGCUUUCUAACAGAAGCUUGAAGGUUUAGUGGUAACACUGACUGCUGUUUGGAACUGCUCCUAAUUCCUGUAUCAGUUCCAGCUGAAGAAAACCUUCAUUGUUUGUAUGGUGUUCUUUUGGUGAUGAGCAGUGUUGUGUUUGCGCCAAACAUACCUUUUGGAAGUAUGGGGAAAAAAGUUCAACCUUGGAUUCAUCAGACCAUCAUAAAAUCUCCCAAAUGUGGGGAAAAGUGUUGUAGUGUGACAGACAAGGUGGAAGGAAUUAUGAACAGUUUGAAAUAGCAGACGGUGAAAAACUUGAGUUAUACAGGUUAUAGGUCACAUCAAUGGUGGAAAUAGUUUUGAAAUAAUUCUUGUUCUCAUUUUUUUAUACUGUAUGAAAAAAAUUCUGGCAUUUGAGUAGGGGUGUGUACAUGUUUUUGCGCCGCUGCAGUUUGUGAAACCAUACCUAAUAAAGUAUCCAGUGAGGGCAGUUUUGUUUACUAGGCUUUACCUUAUUUUAUGUGAGUUUGUUGGUGAGAGCACGUUUCAGGUUGUUGUUUUGUAUUUGCAAAUGUUACUCAACAAGGUCUUACAGCAAUUUUUUUUGUGUGUAAACAUUUUAUUUUUCAAACAACCUUAGCACUUUGGUAAGCUCCUGUUGUAUAGUCACAGUGUUUUUUUUUUUUUUUGUGGUUUUUUUCCCCCCUCCAUGCAUCUUUUAAUAUACUGUAACCUUGAAUCACACUUGGUUGAAUACAGUAUGACAGCUUCUCAAUUGGAGGUUGUAUGUGGCGGCUGGGGCUUAUUUGUAUUGUUCACUGGUUGGUGUACGCUCUCAUGUCAGUGUACACGUCAUACAUUGAAAUAAAACACAUUACAUCAGGCAAA